CGGCAGCCGGGAGGGGCCGCGGCUGUCACCUUCGCCAUGGCGGCCGGGCCGCCCCCGCCGCUGGAUCCCCCAGUGCUGCCCGCGUUCAGGGAGGAGGGAUUCGGGGACAAGUUCCUGCGCAAGACCCGCGAGAACCCCCUGGUGCCCCUCGGCUGCCUCUGCACUGUCGGCGUCCUGACCUACGGCCUGAUCAGCUUCAAGAGGGGCAACAUCCGCCGGUCCCAGCUGAUGAUGCGGGCGCGUAUCCUGGCCCAGGGCUUCACCUUCGCGGCCCUGCUGGGGGGCAUGGUGGUCACGGCCCUGAAAUCCAGACAGUGACCGCGGACAGGAGAGGAGCUGCAGCCGCGGGCCAGCGCCCACCACCUCCGGAUGGAUCCUGGCUGCAGAUGGGAGUUUUCUGAGGGACUGUCGGGAUGUCUUGGUGGAGCCACUGCUGAAGAGGCUCUGUAGUCCAGAGCACUGGAAAUGGGGUGAAUACACUCUGUGAUUAUCCUGAAAUUUGGGCCAUGGCAUUUUUUUGAUUCCUUGAGGGCUUAUCCUGCCACACCAACGCUGUGUCACUAAGGCUCGUUACCCCUGUCAGGACUCAUCCCUUCUUGGUGCUGUCACAGCCUGUUAAAAUCAUGUCCUCUGGGUUGUGGUCUGCGCUGAGGUGUGGCUUCAGUCAGGCAGUGCACCAGCAUUUGAGAAAUGAGCUGCCCAGGUAGGAAGGAACAGCUGUUUAUGGCUCGGUCUUGGCAGGACAGAGCAGGGGAGCAGUUUGGGGAGGAUGUGUAACCUGUUCGAUUGCAACUGGUGAGUAAUAAAGUGAAUUGCAGCAA
This is a messenger RNA of Myiozetetes cayanensis, 821 nucleotides long. RefSeq names its product HIG1 hypoxia inducible domain family member 2A (gene HIGD2A). Gene Ontology annotation, biological process: mitochondrial respirasome assembly. The coding region runs from base 37 to 318 and encodes 93 amino acids. The record is from RefSeq and is a predicted model, not a curated record. NCBI's taxonomy places the organism in Eukaryota, Metazoa, Chordata, Aves, Passeriformes, Tyrannidae. Gene Ontology annotation, cellular component: mitochondrion. The transcript is spliced from 2 exons.